Molecule: messenger RNA, 537 nt
Organism: Cyclopterus lumpus (lumpfish)
Lineage: Eukaryota; Metazoa; Chordata; Actinopteri; Perciformes; Cyclopteridae
Gene: hnf4b
Product: hepatic nuclear factor 4, beta
Biological process (GO): regulation of transcription by RNA polymerase II; anatomical structure development; cell differentiation
Molecular function (GO): zinc ion binding; RNA polymerase II cis-regulatory region sequence-specific DNA binding; nuclear receptor activity
Source: RefSeq, a predicted model, not a curated record
AUGAAUGUGUAUUUGACGUCAGUGUUAGCACCCGCCUCCUCACUGACACGGCCUGAUGGAGGUAGAACUCAGUGUUCCAUCGGCGCAGACAGAUCCACAGGUAAACAUUGUCGUUCAUUCAGCUGUGAUGGCUGGAAGGGCUUCUUCAGGAGGAGCAUUCACAACAACCACACUUACAACUGGUUCCCAGCUUUGGUCUCACCUAGGAGUCAUGACAUCAACACAAAGAAGACUGCUGGGGGAUGUGUUCAGUCCAUGAAGCAGCAACUCCUCCUGCUGACUGACUGUCUGGGUUUGGAGAGUCCUAAGAUGGUUCAACAUCUGUGUCUACAGGUCCAUCUACUGCCAGAAGAAGCAACCCGGGGGAGGUUUGAGCUUGUGCUGAUCCUGCCUCCCCUGCAGAGUGUGGCCUGGCAGAUGUUGGAGACACUCCACUCACCACAGCUGCUGUGUGAAGCCAAAAUGGAAAACCUGGUGCGAGGAAAGCUGAUGGGAGAGGGAGGAAGACAGACAUUGACAUUAAGUUCAGUUCGUUAA